Molecule: messenger RNA, 2033 nt
Organism: Amoebophrya sp. A25
Lineage: Eukaryota; Dinophyceae; Syndiniales; Amoebophryaceae
Source: the annotation of a GenBank genome assembly
AUCAUCCUCUUAGUUACUUGACGACCUUCAAAAAAAGUAUGUUCUUGUCUGAAGUUUUCACUUUUCUUGUGAGGAUUUCUUGAUUUUCGUACAAGAACUACUGUAGUCUUAUAAUACAUGCAUUAUCAACAUUUACGGCGACGUCGUCAAGAACAAAGAAAAUGACAUCAGCAACAUCUUCAUUUUCUACUGGGCGUGCCACGACAUCAAAGAAAAUGACAGCAUCAUCAAGCCGUGUGAUUCAGUUCCGUAAAGAUGGUCGUUUACGCGGUGAGCUGCGUCCUCUCAAUUGCGAGGUUACUGGCGAUGGCAGUGCCACUGUCUCCUUGGGAGGGACCACCGUUUUAUGCCGAGUCUUCGGACCCUACGAAAGCGGCUCUGAACAAAAUCGCGUCUUUUUUCAAAAUGUCAGUGGAGGCGGGACGUCGUCUUACUCCGUCUGUUCGAGUGGUGGUGGUGGUGGCGGAAACUCUUUGUCCAUGAACGGAGGUGGAGGCUUGGGAGGAGCAUCGAGGAAGGUUGCUGUGGUGCCUACGUCCGCCUCUGGUGGCGGAUCUAUUAGUGGCACUUUGAGUUCCAGUAUGAAGAUUUCCAAUUCCACAGCAGGAACUUGUAGUUCUAGAGAAUCCGCGAAUUGGCUGUCUGGGGUCUUGAACUUCGAAAUCACGGUUGGACGUGCCGGAACAGGAAAGCUUGGCGCAGAUCAGGUCUCUCAGCAGCGCUUGCAGCAACACGCGUCGCAUCUAUCGGGUGUUUUUGCUCAAGCCCUCACUGGAGGGGACAACCACAGACUGCUAGGCGGUGGAAACAAAGUGCUAAACAUCGCACUGCACGUGGUAGAAUUGGACGGCUCUUUGUUUUCAGCACUGGUAAACGCGACAACUUUGGCGAUUUGUGAUUUAGGGUGCUUAGAAUUCCCGAGAGGGCUCAUUGCUGCGUCGUCCACAGGCCAGCUGUCAGCCAAAGAACACCUGGUACGAAGUACAUUUUCAUCAUCUGCACCUACUUCGAGAAAAAGUUUUUCUUCAUUAAAGAUGAGGAGUAUUAAGCGGAGGAGAAUAGGCCACGACGAUGAUGUUGAAAAAGCUACAGACGAGAAGGAAAAACAAGGAAAAUCACCUACGACCAACAGAGGCAUCAGCGACGUCGAACAAGACAAGGAAAAAGAAGAGGAAGAAGAAGAUUCUUCAACUUCUACUGGCGAUGAAGAUGAAGAAGAUGAGGAUCUUGCACACUCAUCGCAAGUAGAAGAAGAUUGUAGCUCUUCGGAGCAGCGGAUGAACCUCCAGGAAGAGGACGAAGAAACCUCAACUAGGUCUUCUACUUCCCUAUUCGACCAACAUACAGUCGCGGUCGACUUACUGGACGAGGAAGAGCGACAUAAUUCGACUGCCACGACUGUGGUCACCGCAGGAGACGGGUCAAUGCUACUGCUCCAAGCUGGCAGGGUCCGCGACGCACACGUUUUGCGCACUCUAGUCGACUCAGCAGUGUCUUCGUGUCAGUGUGUCCGGACCACUCUGAGGCAAACCCUGUUGGACUCGAACCGCAAACAAUUUGCACAAGGAGAGCCGUAAUCGGAAAAGUAUAACAGGAAACUACAAUUUAGGAGUGGCGAAAUGAAGUCUGUAAGUAAGUCUAAUAGGAGGUCCUUUUUCUACUCGAAAAGUGAAAAUAGGCGAGUUGCUAAAGGAAAUAGAAGAGAUGAGAGUCACUACGCAACAUAGCUCGGCUAUUCUAGGUAGUUCCUCGCUUCUUUCAGUCUGUCGAUUAUCCUAGAACGAUAAUAUUAUAUCUGUCUAGUAGGUAUGGAAAAAACAGGACGUUUACGUAGUCUUCUACUAGUUUAUCUCACAAUGAAUCUAGUUCUAGUCCUUUUUCACCUCGUCCCCCUAUGCACCAUGCAAACAUUCCCCUUGCCCUGCUCCCGAACUACAUGUUGUUCAAUUUUUAUAACCUUGCCAGGAUCAUGUAGUUGAACAAGCAACGCGAAACCGAAUUUUUCUAUGUAAUUCAUGGCCACUUGUUGAGCG